UACGUCUCCUUCCUUAGUAGAGAUUCGGGAUACGUUUGAGAGAUCUGGGACUUGGGUAGUCCUCUCCAUGCCUCUCGAAUCUGUGUUUGGCCUUUUGUGCGGUGUCCUUGACGUCACUUUGUCAAAGGCGUUUGACAGGAACUUGUGGCGUCUUUUUCCAAAAGCAACCGACGCGCGUAUGCACGUUGGAGGACUGCCAUCCUUGUCACUGCGUCCUAUCCGUCGUAUAGAUGGUGACUGGUCUAAUACCGGGGCAGCCAUCGCCAUACCCGGAUAUGUAAGCCACGUGCUCGUGUGCAGAUCAUCGGGUGCAUAUCUCGUCAAUAUUGAAUCGAAUGAAGUGGAGGAAGCGGCAGGAGACAAUUUGGAUGUUCUAAAGGAUUGUACAGCUCUGGUUAGUGUCGGAGACAAGAUGUACGCAUUUGGAAGCAGAUUAUACGAAGUGACGUACAAACCUCUCGAUUCCUCAUUCCAAUGUAUACAACUAGGAGAUGAAGACUGGAGUGGCACUCUCACAGCUUGUCCAUAUGAAAACGCUAUUCUUGCUGUUCGAACAAGAAAACUGAUGUUUGGUCUACUACCCCGCACAAAUUUGUAUUACAUCAAUGUGGAUACAGGUUCAUCCCAAGUUCUAUCCGGGAUAUACCAACCUUGGCGGGUAGUCGGUGCUCUCGUUAAUACAGUAGAUGUCGAUGGUAAAGAGAAUGUAAUUGCUAUUUGCGGCUCUUUGUGGAAACUAAAGAUAACGUUGCAAGACGGAGUCGUCACACGCAUCCACAGUACGAGACUAGACGAAGCCGGGGAGGGCCAUCAACUCAUAGAAGGUUUUAACUGUCUGUUUGAGUCUAUGCAUGGGCGUGGAUGGCAAUUUACACGGUCAGCAGCUGUCCAUAUUGAUAACAAGAAGCUCUAUGUUGCAACUGGCAAACAUUAUCUACCAGGAAACGUACUCGGUGGUCUUUUCCGAGUUGAUCCGUUUUGUGAGGGUGAAUAUUCGACGGUUUAUGGGGGUUGGAACACCAUUCAAACUGUCGUGGAUGUGAACAGAUAUCUAGUGGUAUUCACCACUAACAAACUUUAUGUACUAGAUGUAGACUAAUAGCUCCCUUGUAUGUACCCAUGCUUAUUAUGCUUCUUUUGCUGUUGAAUUUGAUUUAAUUAACAAGUAGUUCAAGCUGA
Corticium candelabrum is the source of this 1179-nucleotide messenger RNA. RefSeq lists its product as uncharacterized. The record is from RefSeq and is a predicted model, not a curated record. Lineage: Eukaryota; Metazoa; Porifera; Homoscleromorpha; Homosclerophorida; Plakinidae. Bases 68 to 1099 code for a protein of 343 amino acids. The transcript has a single exon.